ACGACCCUUCUAUAUAUCCCCAUCUCUCUCCUUCCUUUCCUCUUCAUCCCCAAAGACAUACGAAUAUAGAAGAAGCAGAAUCUCUAACAUGAGCCCUGCAAAGUUUCAUGGCGACGAUGAUGAUGAGCAUUCAGGGAGGGACAUCAAAGGUCCACGUCCGUCCCCCUUGAAGAUCAACAAGGGCUCCCACUUUAUUCAGAAGCAAUCUUCGAGCUCUUCAACGUCAAUCUCUUCGGUACUUUCUGAUUGCGUUGCUCCGGUCAGGCAGCAACAGCGGCGACCGGUUAUUAUAUACACUCAUUCUCCCAAGAUCAUCCACACCCAGGCUCGGGAUUUCAUGGCUCUCGUCCAGAAGCUCACCGGCGUGUCGCGUCCCAACGACGAUGAAGCCACUGCACAGCCUGAUCAUCAUCAUCAUCAUCAUCCCCAUAAUAGCGAUAAGAUCAGCUUGUCUAUGGAAGGUGGAAAUGAUCGUCACAUGAAGCCUGUUAGCCACGAUGACAACGACUCGUCUUCCGCUCUCACAGAUGAGAAUUGCGGCGGCGGCAAGGCAAGCUCGUCGUCCUUGUUACCAACUCUAAACCAAAACCAAAACCAAACCAAUCAAUAUUUUGCUGACAUGCCUUUGUUUACCCCGAAUUCGAGCAGUUUCUUCUGCUCGCCUCGGCCUGUUUAUAGAUAUCCUGAUUCGUCGUACGCGUCGCCGAACGUGGGUAACUCCAUGUCACCGUCUGUUUUCGAGUUUCUCAAAGGACUACCAGAAUACUGAGAUACAUAUAUUUGAGGGUUUAGCAGUAAUUAAUUUACUGCCUGCAUUGUACAUAGAUUGGUGUUAAUUUCUAUGUUUUUUUUUUUUAUUUUAUUUUGUUUUUGUUUCUGUUUUUUACGUCUCCAAUGUUUUGGAUAUGGAUCAACUAGAAAUUAAUUAGAUAGCUAGCAUCCGUUGUGAAUUAUAAGAUCAUUUAAUUGAUUCGUUGGCCAUCAAAGGGAAAAUUGAUCUAUCUCUCUCCUGGUCUGUAUGGUACUUAUUAAUGUCCUAUAAAUAAGUUUAAUUAGUGCUUUUUUUGUUUGA
Alnus glutinosa is the source of this 1072-nucleotide messenger RNA. RefSeq names its product VQ motif-containing protein 8, chloroplastic. The coding region runs from base 89 to 769 and encodes 226 amino acids. The record is from RefSeq and is a predicted model, not a curated record. Gene Ontology annotation, cellular component: nucleus. Lineage: Eukaryota; Viridiplantae; Streptophyta; Magnoliopsida; Fagales; Betulaceae. The transcript has a single exon.